UCUGGAGGAACGAUUCGAUUCGAAUUGUUUAACAGACGAUCGACAGCUCAAAAUGUCAAUUCCAGCUCAAUUCUCGCUGGCAUUACAAUGAAUUCAGACGCGAGCUUUACCGUAGUGGAUCGUGAACUAAUUGCACCAGUAACCGCUCUGGAAUUUGACGAAAAAGGGAACCUUUUUGUCGGUGAAGGACCUUAUCUCAAAAUAUAUGAUGCUACCAUUGGAGAACUGGUUACAAAAGAGAGAAUAUUUGAAAGCCAAAGGAUACAUUCAAUAAAACUCUAUCAUUCAGACACACUCGGAACCAGGAUUGUCAUUUGCGGAGGACGGAUUGUGAGGGUUCUGGACAGGCGAAAUAGUGGCUCAACCAGCAAAGUCGAAACAAUUCACAAAGAGACAUUUAAUGACUGGAUUUGGGAUGUUUGCUUACUGCAGGAGACAACGACUGAGGAAUCCAAUCGCAUUGCUGUAGUUACAGGUCAUAAUGCUGUCUGGAUAUAUGAUUUUAACGAAGCCAAAAAGUGGUUGAUAUCUCAAUGCGAGGAACAAUGUAUUUUAUAUUGUGCGAGAUUCAUCGGUCGAACGUUGAAGCAGAUGUGGUUGGCGUGUGGAACAGUUUUUAACGAAGUUUUACUAUGGAAAGUUACGGAUAAGUCGCAAUGUUCUUGCGAUGGCAAGGUGCUUGUUAAAAAGCGACUGACAGGCCACGAUGGCGUGAUAUUCUCGGUGAGGUACAGCGAGGAUCGUGGAUUGCUGUGUUCGGUGUCAGAUGACAGAAGCAUACAAGUUUGGCGGGCUGUCUUCGCACCUGAUUAUUCAGAUGUUACAGUAUCGGCCAAGCCAUUGUUAACUCUUUAUGGCCACAAAGCGAGGGUCUGGGACUGUCUCAUCUUGAAGAACCAUAUUGUUAGCAUUGGAGAAGACUCAAUGUAUUUUGUUGUGGAAUUCUGAUGGAAAAAUAAUUCGCUCGUGGAAAGGGCAUAUCGGGAAAAGUAUUUGGUCUUUGGCUUGUACAACGGACGAACAAACGAUUGCAACGGGUGGUGGAGAUGGCGCCAUUAGGCUUUGGAUGCUUGAG
This is a messenger RNA of Dendronephthya gigantea, 1075 nucleotides long. RefSeq names its product WD repeat-containing protein 6-like. Gene Ontology annotation, cellular component: cytoplasm. NCBI's taxonomy places the organism in Eukaryota, Metazoa, Cnidaria, Anthozoa, Malacalcyonacea, Nephtheidae. Gene Ontology annotation, molecular function: protein binding. The record is from RefSeq and is a predicted model, not a curated record. The coding region runs from base 88 to 948 and encodes 286 amino acids. The transcript has 7 exons. Gene Ontology annotation, biological process: tRNA methylation.